Molecule: messenger RNA, 1038 nt
Organism: Uncinocarpus reesii 1704
Lineage: Eukaryota; Fungi; Ascomycota; Eurotiomycetes; Onygenales; Onygenaceae
Exons: 2
Coding region: 1-1038 (345 amino acids)
Biological process (GO): transsulfuration
Cellular component (GO): mitochondrion
Molecular function (GO): thiosulfate-cyanide sulfurtransferase activity
Source: RefSeq, a predicted model, not a curated record
AUGGCUUCUGUGGCUCUCCGACCCAUUGUGUUCUCACAUCGUGUUCUGCCCCGGUUUAGGUCCUCCAUCGCCAGCCCACUGCUCCAAGCAAACCACCAACAACGCUCCAUCUCCGUAUUCUCCUCUUAUCUCAUCACUCCCAAGGAGCUCAAUGAUGGGCUGAGAAAGAAUGUGCCAACCAAAAUCUCAACUUCACCGCGCGUCAUUCCCUUAUGUGCCGCUUGGUUCAUGCCCAACGACCCAGAAGGACGCACCGGGAUUGAAGCCUUCAAGAGGAAGAGAAUUCCGCAGUCGCGUUUCUUUGAUAUAGACGCUGUUAGCGACACCAGUUCGCCAUAUCCUCAUAUGCUACCAACCAAGGAGCGAUUUGCAGCGGCAAUGCAAGAUUUGGGGAUCCGUCGCGACGACGAGGUAGUGGUCUACGACACGGAGGAAUUGGGAUUGAUGAGUGCUCCUCGCGUGGGCUGGACGUUUAGAUACUUUGGGCACGAAAACGUUCGCAUUCUAAACAACUUUCGCCUGUGGGUUCGUGAGGGAUAUCCUACUGAGUCGGGUGAGAUUACGCCGGUGGAGAAAUCGACCUACGAGGUGCACACCCAUCACCCCGAAAUGGUGGUCCAAUUCGCCGAGAUGAAGCAGAUUGGUGACGAUUAUGGCAAAGAAGGUGCGGACAGUGUUCAAAUCGUGGAUGCUCGGCCCGCUGCACGAUGGUCGGGACAGGCGCCUGAGCCUCGCCCGGAACUGUCUUCGGGACACAUGCCGGGCUCUGUGAAUGUGCCGUUCCCAGAGCUUCUUGAUCCUGACACUAAAACGUUACUGCCGGAGCCGGAAUUGCGCAAGGUGUUUGAAUCCAGAGGAGUCGACUCGUCGCGGCCCAUCAUUACUUCUUGUGGAUCCGGGGUAACAGCGGCGGUCAUUGACCUGGCGCUCAAUGAAGCAGGGUACGGCGAUUCGGGUUCUAGGAGAUUGUACGAUGGAAGUUGGUCGGAGUGGGCCGCCCGAGUUUCCGAAUCAAGUGGAUUGAUCCGCAAAGAGUGA